Messenger RNA from Porites evermanni, 591 nucleotides. Lineage: Eukaryota; Metazoa; Cnidaria; Anthozoa; Scleractinia; Poritidae. The record is from the annotation of a GenBank genome assembly.
AUGGGCUCAGUAGAUCCGGCACGCAUUGAUCCAUUUAGGCUUCUUCUAAACCAACAAAGCGGCGAACUAAGGCAUGAUAAUCUGAAAAGUUUAGUAUUUAUUUGUGGAGACCAUAUCCCUGGCGGUCAACGAGAACAAAUCUCAUGCGGCUGGGAGUUGUUCAGUCUACUUCGUCAACAAAACAUGAUCGGAGGAGAACCGAGACAAGUAGCUUACUUGCUUAGGAUUAUACAGCAAAUGAAGCCUGGACGAAAGGAUUUGGUGCAUAAAGUCAAGGGGUACAUUGAAUGCACCUAUGAAGAAUCAGAGAAGCAAAUGAUAUUAAACGAGGUGGAAUCUAUCCCUAAAAGCCCAUCCAGGCAGUUGCCGUCUUCUCCGCCAGCCUCUGCUGAGUGCUGUAAUGUUCGCUGUGGUUGUUUCAGCUGCAAUUGUGAUCCUUGCUGCAGUGGUUCUUGCUGCUGUGUGAUCGUGGCAAUUUUGAUGAUAUUCUUUGGAGUCACGGCCGCGUUGUUGUGGUACACAAAUGUUUUUCCCGAAGUCUCCAAACAUCUAAAUUCCAUCUCCAAUGAAAAUUUGGCGCAUGCAGGAUAG